AUUUCCCGUUUGGAAGAAGAAUUUUGUGUGUUUUCGUUUACACGAUUAGAACAGUCAACUGAAAAUAAACAAAAUAAUCGAAACAAAUGGAAAAAGCACAGGACAAUCAAGUGAUUGGCAAUCCCAGACGCCUUGUACUCAAACAGGCCGUUGCGAAUAUUUUACAGGAAAAAGGAUUCGAGACGGUGGAAAAACAGUGCAUCGAAACAUUGACCGAAAUGAUACAAAGUUUAAUCACAGAAAUAGGCCAAUCAUCGAGAAAUUAUUGCGAAUUAUCUGGUCGAACACAGCCGGUCAUUGGUGACGUUGUGGUCGCUCUGAUAAACGCUGGCAUCAGCAUCCAGGGCUUGGAAACGUUUGCAAAGCGUGAAAGCCGAGUGAUAUUACAACCACCACAGCAGAUUAGCGCCACCAAGCAAUUGAAUUUACUGCAAGCUGGUACGAAGAACUCUCAUCCCACCCAUAUACCCAAUCAUUUGCCAGUACUGCCAGAUCCUCAUGCAUACAUUCGAACACCGACACACAAACAACCGGUUACCGAGUACGAGGCGAUUCGGGAGAAAGCUGCCAAUCAAAAGAAAGAUGUGGAACGAGCGCUGACACGAUUUUUAGCCAAAACCAGCGAAACGCACAGUUUGUUCGACGUGGAAGAUAAUCAAAUGUUUCCGUUAAUCGCAUGCAAACCGGCAUUUCCCACAUAUUUACAAGCGCUUAACCCCACCGACCAGGUGUUCGAUUUCGAAGAGUUGGAAUACCACUAUCAAGUAGCCAAUAGAACUGAGGAUGCACCGAGCAAAGAUGCUGGCGACGAUGACGACGAUGAUGGUGACGAAAUGAAGGAGAGUAAAUCAGAAGAGAAAAUGGACGACACUGUAUCGACCGAAAUGAUUGGAGCGGUAACAGCCGCGAACAAUAGUCCAACGAUCGAUAAUCCGUAUCUGAGAGCCGCCAAAAUUCCCAAAUGAAAACCGAGCCGAUCGAAUGGAAUUUUAUAACUUUCGUUGCGAAUGGAGACUAUACAAUAUAAAUGAGUGUGUUACGUUGAUGAAAU
Messenger RNA from Bradysia coprophila, 1051 nucleotides. RefSeq names its product TBP-associated factor 8 (gene Taf8). The record is from RefSeq and is a predicted model, not a curated record. Gene Ontology annotation, cellular component: transcription factor TFIID complex. NCBI's taxonomy places the organism in Eukaryota, Metazoa, Arthropoda, Insecta, Diptera, Sciaridae. Gene Ontology annotation, biological process: transcription initiation at RNA polymerase II promoter. Gene Ontology annotation, molecular function: protein heterodimerization activity.